UUCGAGAUACAUACUGUCAACAUGGAAUUCAAGAUUUGAAGCUAAGGUUGAUUCGCAAUAGGUCAUCUGAUGGAAGACAAUAUAACCUACCUUCUUGCUCAGAAGUUGAUGCACUCUUAAUUCAACCAUCAACACAUGGAGAAACACACCGUGACAUUAUUAUUGAGCACAAAGCCAGUGGUCUUCAAAAGAAUCACAGAAUUGCAUCCAAGCUUCAUGGCACUUCAGUAUCCCUUACUAUUCCCGUAUGGGGAGGAUGGUUUUAGGUUGGGGAUAAGUCAUCAUAAUCCAGAGAAUGGAAAAAGCUACAAACAAGAAACAGUUACAAUGAGGGAGUAUUAUGCUUUCCGCUUACAACAAAGAGCUACAGAGUCACAAGUUUUGCUUCGAGCUGGUCGUUUGUUCCAACAAUUUUUGGUGGACGCUUAUGCUUGCAUAGAAGAACGAAAUCUCAUAUGGGUGAGGAACAAUCAAAAACAAAUACGUGCUGAGUUAUAUAGCGGAUUACAAGAUGCCAUCAACGAAGGAGAUGUGAUGACAGAUGCAGUUGGUAGAAUGACAAUAUUACCUUCAAGUUACUACGGUGGCCCCCGAUACAGGGUCCAAAAUUACCAGGAUGCAAUGGCAAUAUGUCGUUGUGUUGGAUAUCCUGACUUAUUCAUCACAUUUACAUGUAAUCCAAAGUGGCCUGAGAUCGAAUAUUUUAUUGAAAGUAUUGAAGGACAAAAGAGUGAAGAUAGACCUGACAUAGUCAGCCGUGUUUUCUCCAUAAAGUUAAACGAGCUUAUUAAUGACAUCAAACGUCAACACAUCUUUGGAAGAGUUGUUGCAGUGGUGUAUACGGUUGAAUUUCAAAAGAGAGGAUUGCCACACGCACAUAUAUUACUUUUCUUGCAUCCAGAUGACAAAAUCCAGCUAGCAUCAGACAUUGAUCGAAUUAUUUCAGCUGAAAUUCCAGAUAAAGAGGUUGAUCCUCUUGCUUUUAGUGCAGUAGACAAAUUCAUGGUUCAUGGACCUUGCGGCAUUCAAAACCAAAAAUCUCCUUGUAUGGUGGAUGGAAAAUGCUCAAAGCAUUAUCCAAAGAAAUUUCAUGUCAAAACGUCACUUGAUGAAGAAGGUUUUCCUAUAUAUAUGCGAAGGAACAAUGGUAGACACAUUGUGAAGAAUGACAUCAAACUUGACAACCGUAGUGUGGUCCCUUAUAAUAGGAAUCUCUUGGUUAAAUAUGCUGCACAUAUAAAUGUUGAGCUUUGCAACCGAUCAAGAUCAAUUAAGUACUUAUUCAAAUACAUCAACAAAGGCCCUGAUCGAGUUACUGCAGUAAUAUCUGAUGCUGGAAACUCAAGUAGUAGUUCACAGAAAUUGAUGAAAGCACGUGAUGAAAUAAAGGAAUACCUUGAUUGCAGAUAUAUUUCUCCUUCUGAGGCUGCUUGGAGAAUCUUUGAAUUUAGAAUAUUUUAUCGAGAUCCGCCAGUCGAACGACUAUCCUUCCACCUCCCAGGGCAACAAACAAUUUACUUUCCAGAAGGUAUGCGGGUUGAAAAUAUUUUACAUCGGCCAGGAAUUGAAAGGACCAUGUUUACUGAGUGGAUGAAAGUGAACAGUGAGGACAUGGAGGCUCGAGAACUCACAUAUUCUGAAUUCCCUACAAAAUAUGUUUGGAACAAAAGCAAGAAGAUCUGGACAAGGAGGCGUAGGGGCAGGUGUGUUGGUAGAUUAUACUAUGUGCAGCCAACAAGUGGAGAAAAGUAUUAUUUGCGAAUCCUUCUCAACUUUGUUCGAGGUAGUUGUUCAUAUGAAGAACUAAGAACUGUUGAUGGUUAUUUACAUCCCACUUUCAAGAGUGCAUGUUAUGCUCUGGGUUUAUUAGAAGAUGAUAAAGAAUGGGAUGAUUGCAUAAAAGAGGCUGCAAUUUGGCAUACUGGAAUACAACUUCGAAAACUGUUUGCAUUAAUUUUGAUACACGAAGAGGUCAUUGAUCCAAAACGACUUUGGGAAUCAAACUGGAAAAUACUUUCUGAAGACAUUUUAUACAGGCAACGCCGUUUAUUAAACUUCCCCAACCUUCAAUUGUCAGAUGAACAAGUGAAAAACUAUGCCCUAUUGGAGAUGGAAAAGAAUCUUGUAGAAGCUGAGAAAUCACUAGAAGAUUACCAGGGAAUGCCCAUUCCGGAUGGAAAUUUAAGGACACAAAUGACCAACCGUCUUAUCAGCAAAGAAUUGAACUAUGACAAGUUGAAAAUGCGUGAGGAAUAUUGUAAACUGUUUUCUGGUCUAAAUUCAGAACAAAGAGGAAUUCAUGAUGUUGUUCUUCAAUCGAUCAACUCUAAUUUGGGUAAGUUGUACUUUGUGUAUGGUUCAGGUGGAACAGGGAAAACAUACCUCUGGAGGACCAUCCUAGCAAAAGUAAGAUCUGAAGGGAAGAUAGCCAUUUCAGUUGCUACUUCUGGUAUCGCAGCACUUUUGCUACCAGGUGGACAAACUGCCCAUUCAACAUUUAACAUACCUUUGAACCCAGAUGAAGAAUCAACAUGUUUCAUCAAAAAAGGGACACAACUAGCUGAAUUAAUCAUGCAAACAUCGUUAAUUAUUUGGGAUGAGGCACCAAUGGCUAACAAAAAUUGUUUUGAAGCAGUUGACCGAUCGCUUCGUGAUAUUAUGAAGACCAUUAGUGAAGAACGUUCAACUAAAACAUUUGGGGGAAUAACUACCAUACUUGGGGGUGAUUUUAGACAAAUUCUACCGGUUGUCCGCAAGGGUGAUAGGCAAGACACAGUGCAGGCUUGCAUAAAGAAUUCUUAUCUUUGGGAUUCUUGUGAGGUUCAUUCUUUAACAGAAAACAUGCGUCUGAAAUCAAAUCAUCUAGACUCCGCAUCAAAGGCUGAAAUGAGAAAGUUUGCAAGAUGGAUACUAGAUAUUGGCGAUGGAAAACAUUGCUCAGAUACAGGAGAAUCAUGGGUACCAAUACAACCAGAUUUGAUGGUUGAAAAAACAAACAACGGUGUUCAGGCUAUUGGAAAAACAAUCUAUCCAGAUCUGGAGGCACAUAUUGGAGACUCUACUUAUCUUGUGCCUCGAGCUAUCUUAGCACCCACCAAUGAAAUUGUUGACAUCAUCAAUGACCACAUUAUGGAAAGGAUUCCGGGAGAAGAAACUACCUAUUUAUCAUCAGAUUCCAUUUCUAAGGCAGAUUUCAAGGUUCAGGAUCAAGACUUACUUUAUCCAACUGAAUUUUUAAAUACACUAAAAUUCCCAGGAUUUCCAACUCACAUUUUGAGGCUCAAAAAAGGAGCAGUUGUCAUGCUUCUUAGAAAUCUAAACCAAGGAGCUGGCCUUUGUAAUGGUACAAGGAUGAAAAUAACUCAGCUUGGAAAAUGGUUCAUCGAAGCAGAAAUAUUAAGCGGCUCUAACAUUGGGGAUAUAGUUCUAAUACCAAGAAUAACAUUGUCACCUUCAGAAUCAAAAUGGCCUUUUGUCCUUAAAAGAAGACAAUUUCCAUUAUCCUUAUGUUUUGCGAUGACCAUAAAUAAAAGCCAAGGACAAUCAUUACAGCAUGUUGGAUUAUUCUUGCCAAAACAAGUAUUUACUCAUGGACAGUUGUACGUCGCUGUAUCAAGGGUUACCAGUAGAAAUGGAUUACGCAUCCUUACUACUGAUGAUGACCAACCAAUGGAUAACAUGGUUUUAAACAUUGUCUAUAAGGAGAUUCUUUAAUACUCUACUACUAUCAUCAUACGUUCAAAGCAAAAAACAGCUUCCGAGUAAAACCCAACAUUUCAACACCAUACCAAAGCUGGAGCAAUGAAAAACAUGAUAUUUCGUGUGAGAAUCAAUUAUGGAUACACACACAUUGCUUGAGAGUAAAUGCCACCAUUUCAAAAUCAUACCAAAUCUGGUGCAAAUGAAGGAAGACUCAACAAGCUAUAGAGGAUUGCCUAUAUUAUCUGCAGUUCAAAUACUCUCCUAAUAAAUUGUCUCAUUCUUGACAUAUGCUUGCUCAGGAUCUUUGAUAACCAAUUAUUAUUCUAUUUCUUUAAUUUUUAUUUUAAGCUUCAUUUGUAAGUUGGUCCAAACUUAAAAAUCACUGUUGAUGAGUUAAUCUUUUUCUUUUCUUGCAGAGUUAUGACGGAGAUGAUAACGUAACAAUAGUAAAGCCACAAGUUUGCGAGAAGACCUCUUACACACAACAAAACAACUUCUUUGGUUGUACGUUAUUCCACUACUUUUAUGCUUUUCUGAUUUUCAUGCCAUAUGGUUUUUGCAGGUGCUACUUAGAGGUGACUAAGAUGUCACACCGGUUACCAUCACAAUGACGCCAAAUUUGAAUCAUAAAUUGUGAAAACUGUCAAGUCAUGGAAAAAGGUUUAAUAAAUAAAAAGACACAUUUUGUUGUUCCUUGCAGAGUGAAGCUUGAAAAUGCUAACAGAUUGUCCAAUGGUUCCACUGCUGCUGAAGAGGUGUUAACGUCUUAGGGAAUCGGUCUGGCAAAAUCAGUUGAGAGCGCAACCAAAUCUGUAUCAGGAAUUGAGGAUUUGUCCUCUUUGAGAAGG
Molecule: messenger RNA, 4550 nt
Organism: Lotus japonicus
Lineage: Eukaryota; Viridiplantae; Streptophyta; Magnoliopsida; Fabales; Fabaceae
Exons: 6
Coding region: 136-3714 (1192 amino acids)
Biological process (GO): DNA replication; DNA repair; DNA recombination
Cellular component (GO): nucleus
Molecular function (GO): DNA helicase activity; DNA binding
Source: RefSeq, a predicted model, not a curated record